This is a messenger RNA of Diversispora eburnea, 1323 nucleotides long. NCBI's taxonomy places the organism in Eukaryota, Fungi, Glomeromycota, Glomeromycetes, Diversisporales, Diversisporaceae. The record is from the annotation of a GenBank genome assembly.
AUGUCAUUGAUUCAACAACAUUCUGUCAACGAUUCGACGAUAUUAAUUUCUUAUACGAAUGAAAUUUGUUCACCAGAAUUUUUACAAAGAAUGGCCGAUUUUUUAAAAGGUCGUCAAUUCCCUUCUUCUUCUUCAACUUCUCAUCGUCCUCAUCCUUUAAUAAAUCCUUUAAUUCAAACGACGAAAAAAAAUGAUCCAAGGUUAGAUUCGGCCAUUUGUAUGCCAUCAACCAAAAAACCCACGGUAACCAAUCCCAAAGGUGAUUUUUAUAAAAAGAAUGAAAGUUUAGAAAGAUGGGUUAAUGAUUUAUUAAAAGAUUUGGAUAAUAUCAUGUCAACGAAUUUAAAUACUGAUCUUAGUCAAGAUAAUAAUCGUCGAGUUAAAGAGUUAAUCAGACGAAUCGAUGAUCGUUUAAGUAAUUCGUUGUCUGAUGAUAUUGAAGCCAAGAAACGAAUGAACGCGGCCAAAUUGAAAACGAAAAAACCAACUUAUUUGACAAUUGGAAAAAUUGAAAAGAAAUCCAAAUUCACUAGACUUUUGAAUGGAAGAUAUUUGAUUGAUAAAAACGAAAAUAUUGGUGAAGGACAUCAUGGAAAAGUUGUGAAAGGAAUUGAUAUUGAAACGAAUACGGGAGUAGCAGUUAAAUGUUUAAAAAAACAAUUCAGUUGUUCAGUAGGCCGAUUUCAAAUAGCCGAUAAAAAACAAAAAAAGAAAAAUUCCGAAAUAAUGCAUGAAGGUCGAAUGAUGAUACGAAUGGAAGGAAUAGAAAAUUUAGUACCACUUUUAGAUAUAGUGGAAACAUUAAAUAAAGUAUAUUACAUAAUGCCUCUAGCCAACAAAGAUUUAAGUGACGUAAUUUAUCGUAGACGAAUGACUGAGCGAUGUGCACGAGAAUUAAUGAAACCCAUAUUUCAUGCCGUUAAAGCAUUACAUGAAUCUGGAUUUGUACAUCGAGAUAUUAAGCCCGAGAAUAUCAUGUUAUAUCAAGGAGGAUUUGCCAAACUUGGAGAUUUCGGAUUAUCCAAGGAAUUCGGUUAUCAUUCCGGUUUACAAGUUGUUGCUCCGGAAGUUUUGGGACAAUUCCAUCAAACACAUAAAGCAGCAUGGUUAAAUUAUAAACGUGCUGAUAUAUGGUCAUUGGGUGCUACAUUAUACAGACCCAUAUGUGAACAAAUUAGUGCUGGGGUACAAUUUCCGGAAGAUCGAUUUCAACUUUAUUCAUCUGACGCAAUUGAUCUUAUUCAAAAAUUAAUGGAAAUGGAUCCCUUAAAACGUAUAUCAAUGGAUGACGCAUUGAAUCAUCCAUUCUUCAAUAAGAAUUAA